Messenger RNA from Oncorhynchus kisutch (coho salmon), 1599 nucleotides. RefSeq lists its product as uncharacterized. The coding region runs from base 1 to 831 and encodes 276 amino acids. The record is from RefSeq and is a predicted model, not a curated record. NCBI's taxonomy places the organism in Eukaryota, Metazoa, Chordata, Actinopteri, Salmoniformes, Salmonidae. The transcript has 6 exons.
AUGAAGGGAAAACCUAAAGGCCACGUGGACGUGGAGAGGACGAAGAAGACCAAAGAGACUAAAGGCCACUUGGACGUGGAGAGGACGAAGAAGACCAAAGAGACUAAAGGCUUAUCUGAGACGUCUCCAUCUGCUCUGAGUCUUGAUGGAGAUGUGAAGGACACCGAAGACGAUAGUGCUGCACUAAACACACAUGAAGAGGAACAUAGUGACCUCGUCCAAUCCCCGAGAUCCCAUCACAGCACUGUAAACAGGCUGAGGAGACUGGCUGAGGAGGAAGAGAGACAAAGGUUAGAGGAGAAGGAGACUGAGAGGAGAAGAAGGGAGCAGGCGGAGAAAGAGAAGGAGUGGAGGAAGAAGGAGCAGAAGAGACGACAGAUGGAGAUGAUUCAGAAGAUCAGACAGGAGGAGGAGGAACGCAGGGCAGCUGAGUUGGAGCUGCAGCGACUAGAGGAGGCGAUGAGUAAGGAAGAGGAGAGGAAGAGGCUGGCAGCGAUGGAGGACCAUGAGAAGAGGGAGUACCUGCAGAAACAGGAGGAGGAGGAAGAGGAGAGGAAGAAGGCAGUGGAGGAGAGAAAAAGCAGAGAGGAGGAGGCAGCGCAGUGGGCAAAAGAAGAGGCACGACUACAAGCUGAACUGUUUGCCAGGCAGAGGGCUUUACUAGAGCAGCAGCUGCAGUUCAGACGAGGCCUGCUGACGGAGGCCGGAGCUUUGGGACAGACUCAGGACAUCUCUCGAGCCUGGGUCUACUCUUACUUCCAGCUCAUACAACUACUGGGGCUGGCUGAGGUCCCCACAGCACAGGAAGACUCACCCAAAGACAUGUCCUAGAAUGUUUGAUGGGGUUGGUGAGAAAGUAAAGGAUCAAUGAAACGUCUCAUUCAAGGACAUGUGACAGGAAGUAGGACCCCUACUGAUAGUAAUAACAAUAAGUGUUUACAAUAUCAUAACAAAAAAAAACACAGCAAUUUUUUUAAUUUUUAAACCACAAUAAAAAUUAUAUUGAAAAAGCUAAAGCCUAUUGCACAUGUUUUUAUUUAAUACAAAAAUGUAGAAUAUACAGAUUAGUUGAAACAAAUACAUAAACAUUGUAAACGUAUUAUAAACGUAUUGAAAAACAAUGUGCAGCCAACCCAGUGCCAAAGACAUUCUCUAUUGUCAAUCUGCUGUUUUAUACAGUAUCCAUAGAAGUCCACAGGAGCAGUCUAUAUAUGCUUCCCAAAUGGCACCCGAUUCCCUACAUAGUGCACUACUUUUGGUCAGAGCCCUAAGGCACCCUAUUCCCUAUAUAGUGCACUACUUUUGGCCAGAGCCCUAUGGCACUAUAUAGGGAAUAGAGUUCCAUUUGGGAUGUAUGUUAUUACUGAUCGUUAGAUCAAUCCAUUUUCUUCUUCUCUUACUGUCUUAAGACCACUCUUUAACCUGAUCACACAUCGACUUCACUAGGUGAUUAUUUUAUAACCUUGUAAAAAAGUGCCUCAACAAAUAUAAUGGAUCAGCAUAUACAGUGCAUUCAGAACGUUUCCAGACCACUUCCACAUUUUGUUACGUUACAGUCUUACGCUAAAAUUAAUUCAAUUGUUUUCCCCCUCAUCAAUC